Molecule: messenger RNA, 8622 nt
Organism: Durusdinium trenchii
Lineage: Eukaryota; Dinophyceae; Suessiales; Symbiodiniaceae
Source: the annotation of a GenBank genome assembly
AUGCCAACUCAGUAUUGGCAUGAGCAGUACCCCAAGUGGCCGUCCAUCGCAGCGGUGGGUGGCCAGAAUUUGGCCGAAGAGUCUCCGGUGAAAUAUCCCAUCGAGAUGUCCCCCAUCCCGCAGCAGUCGGACAGCUGCAAUUAUUCCUGCUCCUCGUGGCGGGGCUACCGGACCAACGAGAUGAACUUCCGCGUGAGCUUGACCUUGAACGAUUCCAUCCUGGCCAAAGGCUAUGUUCACACGGUGUACCCAGUGUUGCUGGCCUCGGCAGACUUCAAUGAUUGGUGGGUUGUGGCUGAUCGAAGACACUCCUAUCCCCAACCUUUCUGGAGGGCCAGGACAGCUGCUGCUGGACAUGCCUACACCUACACGACUGAUACUUGCAACGUGCCACCAGACAGUCAGGAUUCAAUCAGUCAGACCACCUCCGGGCAGUACGUGCUCGCCUGCGUGGUGUGGAAGCCGUCCAGCUUCGCAGCCCUGGAGGCCAUGACCUCGGUGGAGGAUUCGGACAUUGGCACACACUGCCACAGCGCAGGUGGUGUGUGUGGCUGGACCUGCGACUCGGUCAUCAACAGCGACUUGCUGGAGGGAUGCACCGCGGACAGCACCAUUGAGAUGACGCAGAGCUCCAUCGCAGGGCGGGAGAUCCCAAGUGCCAACUUCCAGGGGAAGAUCGAGAUGAGGGAGUGCAUGAAUGGUGGAGUGAAUGGCGUUUGCGACACCGGCACCGAGAAGUUCAAGCAAUGGAAUUGCCACAAGUGUUUGUACGACCCUCGAACUGAAGAUGACAUGAGGCGGCGCUUGCAGAUCAUCCCCGGCAUCGGCGGUUUGCCUGCCGGACUGCCGGGCUUGGACACGGACCCGGAUACGCCCGCCACGCCUGGAAUUCCAGGAGUCCCAGGCAUUGACCUGCCAGGCGUUGGUGGGGGCUCCAGCUCGGAAGGAAAGGGCCCCAUGAUCUACACCUCCCUUCCGCGGUUCCAUGUCACAGUCAGCGGUUCAACGGCACCGAAUGGCAUUGAUGUCUUCAACCAGCCGCGGGUCUUCGUGUUGCAGUCCUCCAGGUCCAGCCAAGGAAAGUGGAGGAAACUCUACAAGCACAACUACGGCAUGACAUCUCCACCAGAGGCUGUGGGCAAGGACAACAAGCCGCUGGUCAAGGAGGACCCCGAUUCCUAUGACGAGGAAAUGGUGCCCGUCCAAGAUCCAGUGAGUGCCCAUGCCAUGAAUUUGAACCAGCAGAAUCGCUUGGACAUUGACCCCGGCUGGUGCUACGGACGUCAGGGACCCUUGUACUUGGUGGCGUGCGCGGUGAACAGCACGCUCUACGAGGGAACCUUCACCCGAUUCAAGGCAGGACAACAAGCCGCGCCCCCGCCCUUCAAUGACCGUUGUGUGGCCGUGAGUGGGCGCUGCGCCUAUGCGUGCCAGUCCGAGCAGAGGCCCUUGGCCAACUGUACCGCUGAUGGCUACAUCAACCAGACUGCCUUGGUUGGAUAUGUUGGCUAUGAGAAGAACCAAACGGCGCCUGUGUGGCUCUUUUGCUAUGUCUUGUUGAUCGGCUUCGGCGUCAAAGCAGUCAUGCUUUGCCCAGGUGUUUUCUCUCCAUAUCCCCACUUCCGGAGGUAUGACCCCGAGCUCACCGCAAACCUGCGCUACAUCACCGUAUGUAUUCCCAGUGCCGGAGAGAACAAGUGCGUGGUGCUGAGAAAUGUCAUUGGUGCAAUUGGUUGCAUGCCCAAAGACUGCCGUUGCCGCUACCACGUAACCUUUGUUGACGAGGGCCACCGAUAUGAGCAGAAGGUCAUGUUCAUGAAGCUUGCAGCUGUUAUUGACCGCAUCCCGAACUUCGGUGGCGUCAGCUAUGAGGAGAACGUGAGCAGGUUCUUCCAGACAUGGGUGGAAGAGACCAAGAAGUUGGACUUGGCCAAGGUGAAGGAUGGAGCAAAGGGAGAAGAUGUAGAGCCACAGUACAUGGUGCGCAUGUGUGGGAAGAGUUCCCUCAAGAAACUCCGCACCGAGGGCGGUUGGGGAACCAUGGCUCCGCAGGCGUUGGAACCCUUGGAGCAGGCACUGAAUGGUUUGGAGGAAGAUCUCAAGAGCAAGAAGGAGGAGAAGAAGGACAUGCACCGUGAUGAUGUCGCAGACUGGGAGCCCAAGGACCGCAAUAGCUUGGCGCUUCGAAUGCACUACCUCGCGCGUGCCAAGCCCAUUGAAGAUGAGCGUACCAUCAAGGCUCAGCAUGUGGCGCCAGGAACAUGGUACUACAAGGUCCCAGUGAAUGCGGAGAACAAGGACUGGCUCAAACUUCGUGCUAAUGCCAGGGAGAUGGUGUAUGGUUUGGAGGACGAUGAUGCUUUCAUGAACAACGUCCCUCUACGAACAAGCCGUGGAAAAGCAGGCGGCUUGAAUUUCUCAGAGAACUACUUGUGCCUCUACGCAGACAGGCCAGAGAACAUGUACAAUGAUGAGCGAGACAACUACCCAUGCCUCUACAGCAUUUGCGAUGCUCGUCAUCAGUUCCAGACAGAUUUCUUUCACACCACCAUCCCGUACUUCUUUGACGAUGACAUGGAGCUGAACCCCUACGUUGGCUUCACCCAGUGCCCGCAGUUCUUCCACGAGAUGCAGGACAAGUUGGAUUACUUGGACAACAACAAUGCUCAGUUCUUCCGCUUGAAUUGUAUGAUUCGAAAUUGCUGCGGUGGUGUAAGCUCUUGCGGAACCAAUGGUACUUGGAUGAUUAGGCAUCCUCCAGGAGAUUUGGUGUGGGAGAAAGAAAGGAGGCGAGUGCGAGAUGCGGAAAGCAAGCGAAAGAGCCAGGAGUAUGUGGAGCGAAGAACCUUCCACGAAAGUUGCAAAGUCGAAGACACAGCCAGUAGUCUUCAGCAAGUGCUGCGGGGUCGUCGCUCCCAGUUCAUCAAUCGUCGCUUGUCCUUUGGCAUGGCCAAGAACCCGGUAGACUACCUGGCGGCCGUGCAGCGUUGGGCCGAAGGAGGCGUGGUCUUGUCUCUCCAGACAUUCUUCAGCUGCCACAAAGGUGUCUACAUGGUGUGGUUCACGCUGAUCUUCUUCUUCUGCUUUUUGGCAUCGCUCUUCCGCAUGGUGGGCAAGACGGACUCCACUUGGGCGAUCGUCCGAUGGGGUUUGGUGGAUCAGGAAUGGUAUGACCAGGCCAUCAGCCCGGUACUGGACAGCAUGAAACACUUGGCGUUGGUGGCUCGAAGCGAAUAUUUCAAGCAAAAUCCGGAGCUGCUGGAGACCUACCUCACCAUGACCCUCCAGUUCAUCAGCUGGGUUUUGACCUUGGUCUUCUUCCUCUUGCUGGUCUUCCUCUUCACUGAGCUUCUGAAGUUAGUCCAGAGGACUUGCGGCCUCCGGCUUCCAGUGAUUUGGCCAGAUGAGAUGCGAUGGUGGGGACGGCUCCUGAUCUCCAUGGAUAACUUGACCUACUUCUUGUGGUUUUGGACGGCCUUCUUCUGGAUUGGUUUCAACUACUACAGCAUCUUCGCGAAGCGCACGUACCACUUCUCAUCCACGGGCAUGUUUUCCUUCAUGCUGAUCGUGCAGAUUUUGAGUUGGGGCAUGAUCAUUGCAUCGUCUUUGCGCUACACGCUCUCUACCAGUAUGGAAGCCAACGAAGUGAUUGGGCUGUCCAUGGACAACAUUUGGCGAUCCACCCAGCUCUUCUACAUCUCCGCACCUUUGCUGCUGUAUUCCAUCAUCAAGGGCAUUCAGGAUUACAUGAGAUACCAACUUUACGGUGAAGACAUCAGCUAUUGGGUUGGUGGUGACCGUGGUGUGAUGUCUAAGAACUUGGUGAAGUAUUGGACGUUGCUCCUGAUUUUGGGCGCUAUCGGUGCAUGGAUUUACUACCUCAUUGAGGGCCGGAAGCACAUGGGUGUGCUGUCAGCGGUGAUCAUUGUAUCUUUGAUUGCUCUUGAUGUGCUUCACCCUUGCACCUACCUGUGGGUGGAAAAGACCAAGUUGAAGCCAGCACAAGCGGCCAAGCUUACUUGGAGUCAAGCCUUGGUGACUCGUGGAUGGUGGGAGUUGAUGAUCAGCAACUUGAUCCUGAAUGAGACUGUGACAGGUCUCAUGAAGUGGCUUGGGCCAGCGUGGUUUGUCCUCAUGCCCUUCUUGACCCUCUUCAUGCCCUACAUCGGUGUGAACCAGGCCUUCAUGAUGAUCGGCUCGACGACCAACCGCUCGACGGACCCCGAAGAAGGCUCCACCGAAGAAUCCGAUGAUGAGACCAUCGACCACACCUUGGUGAACUUGAAGCAGCCACGCGGGUGCCGCCCACCCUUGACGGCGGCAUGUUGUUGCCACGUGUGCUAUGUUUGCCAGUUCUUGAUUUUCAUGGUGGUGUUUCCUUUGUGGACGAAGUGGUUGGUGACGAAUCCAAUGCCUACGCAGUAUUGGCAUGAGCAAUAUCCCAAGUGGCCGUCGAUCGCAGCGGUGGGAGGGCAAAAGCUGGCCGAGCAGAGCCCAGUGCAGUACCCGAUUGAGAUGUCUCCUAUCCCGCAGCAGUCGGACAGCUGCAAUUAUUCCUGCUCCUCGUGGCGGGGCUACCGGACCAACGAGAUGAACUUCCGCGUGAGCUUGACCUUGAACGACUCCAUCUUGGCCAAAGGCUAUGUUCACACCGUUUACCCGGUGCUCCUGGCAUCCGCCGACUUCAAUGACUGGUGGGUGGUGGCUGAUCGCCGCUUCGCCUACCCACAGCCCUUUUGGAGAGCAAGGACCGCGGAGGCCGGCCACGCGUACACGUAUACCUCGGACACCUGCAUCGUCCCACCUUCAAGCCCGGAUUCCAUCAGUGAGACCACCUCGGGGCAGUACGUCUUGGCCUGUGUGGUUUGGAGCCCCACGAGUUUCGCCACGCUGGAGGCCAUGACGGAGCGCCUUGGAGAAGACAGUGCCCGUGCUUCACCGCGCGCAGGUGGUGUCUGUGGCUGGACAUGCGACUCGGUCAUCAACAGCGACUUGCUGGAAGGAUGCACCGCGGACAGCACCAUUGAGAUGACAUCGUCCUCGGUGGCCGGGCGGGAGAUUCCAACCGCCAACUUCAAAGGCUCCAUCGAAAUGAGGGAGUGUUUGAAUGGUGGCUUGAAUGGGGUGUGUGACACGGCCACUGAGAAGUUCAAGCAGUGGACUUGCCACAAGUGCCUCUACGAUCCCCGAACAGAAGAUGACAUGAGGAGGAGAUUGCAGAUCAUCCCAGGCAUCGGUGGCUUGCCAGCGGGCCUACCUGGCUUGGACACUGACCCCGAUACACCAGCUACUCCUGGCGUGCCUGGCUUGCCUGGUAUUCCUGGCCUUGGUGAUGAAACAAGUUCUGGCGAAGGAAAGGGACCCAUGAUCUACACCUCCCUUCCACGCUUCCAUGUGACCGUCAGUGGCGCAACGGCACCCUCUGGCACUGAUGUCUUCAGUCAGCCUCGGGUCUUCAUUUUGCAGUCUUCGCGGUCCAACAAAGGAAAGUGGAAGAAACUCUAUAAGCACAACUAUGGUAUGACAUCUCCACCAGAGGCUGUGGGUAAGGACAACAAGCCGCUAAUCAAGCAGGAUCCCGAUUCCUAUGAUGAAGAGAUGCCACCAGUGCAAGAUCCCGUGAGUGCUCAUGCGAUGAAUUUGAACCAACAAAAUCGUUUGGAACUGGAUCCCACCUGGUGCUAUGGCCGACAGGGGCCCCUUUACUUGGUGGCCUGUGCAGUGAAUAGCACUUUGUAUGAAGGUAGCUUCUCCAGGUUCAAAGCAGGACAGCAGGCUGCACCACCACCAUUCAAUGAUCGAUGUGUGGCAGUCUCUGGGCGUUGUGCUUAUGCGUGCCAGUCUGAGCAACGACCGUUGGCCAAUUGUACCGAGGAUGGCUACAUCAACCAGACUGCCUUGGUUGGAUAUGUUGGCUAUGAGAAGAACCAGACAGCACCUGUGUGGCUCUUUUGCUAUGUCUUGUUGAUCGGCUUCGGCGUCAAAGCAGUCAUGCUUUGCCCAGGUGUUUUCUCUCCAUAUCCCCACUUCCGGAGGUAUGACCCCGAGCUCACCGCAAACCUGCGCUACAUCACCGUAUGUAUUCCCAGUGCCGGAGAGAACAAGUGCGUGGUGCUGAGAAAUGUCAUUGGUGCAAUUGGCUGCAUGCCCAAAGACUGCCGUUGCCGAUACCAUGUUACCUUUGUCGACGAGGGUCACCGAAAUGAGCAGAAGGUCAUGUUCAUGAAGCUUGCAGCUGUGAUUGACCGCAUCCCGAACUUCGGUGGCGUCAGCUAUGAGGAGAACGUGAGCAGGUUCUUCCAGACAUGGGUGGAAGAGACCAAGAAGAUGGACUUGGCCAAGGUGAAGGAUGGAGCUAAGGGAGAAGAUGUAGAGCCACAAUACAUGGUGCGCAUGUGUGGUAAGAGCUCUUUGAAGAAGUUGCGUUCAGAAGGCGGUUGGGGCUCCAUGCCCCCCUCUGCGCUGGAGCCUUUGGAUCAGGCGCUGAAUGUCUUGGAGGAAGAUCUGAAGAGCAAGAAGGAAGAGAAGAAGGACAUGCACCGUGAUGAUGUCGCGGACUGGGAGCCCAAGGACCGCAAUAGCUUGGCGCUGCGAAUGCACUACCUCGCGCGUGCCAAGCCCAUUGAAGAUGAGCGUACCAUCAAGGCUCAACAUGUUGCGCCCGGAACAUGGUACUACAAGGUCCCAGUGAAUGCAGAGAACAAGGACUGGCUCAAACUUCGGGCCAAUGCCAAGGAGAUGGUGUAUGGUUUGGAGGACGAUGAUGCUUUCAUGAACAACGUCCCUCUACGAACAAGCCGUGGAAAAGCAGGAGGCUUGAACUUCUCAGAGAACUACUUGUGCCUCUAUGCAGACAGGCCAGAGAACGUGUACAAUGAUGAGCGAGACAAUUACCCAUGCCUCUACAGCAUUUGCGAUGCUCGUCAUCAGUUCCAGACAGAUUUCUUUCACACCACCAUCCCGUACUUCUUUGACGAUGAUAUGGAGCUGAACCCCUACGUUGGCUUCACCCAGUGCCCGCAGUUCUUCCACGAGAUGCAGGACAAGUUGGAUUACUUGGACAACAACAACGCUCAGUUCUUCCGCUUGAAUUGUAUGAUUCGAAAUUGCUGCGGUGGUGUAAGCUCUUGCGGAACCAAUGGUACUUGGAUGAUUAGGCAUCCUCCAGGAGAUUUGGUGUGGGAGAAGGAGAAGAGGCGUGUGCGAGAUGUGGAGAGCAAGCGAAAGAGCCAGGAGUAUGUGGAGCGAAGAACCUUCCACGAAAGUUGCAAAGUCGAAGACACAGCCAGUAGUCUUCAGCAAGUGCUGCGGGGUCGUCGCUCCCAGUUCAUCAAUCGUCGCUUGUCCUUUGGCAUGGCCAAGAACCCGGUAGACUACUUGGCGGCCGUGCAGCGUUGGGCCGAAGGAGGCGUGGUCUUGUCUCUCCAGACAUUCUUCAGCUGCCACAAAGGUGUCUACAUGGUGUGGUUCACGCUGAUCUUCUUCUUCUGCUUUUUGGCAUCGCUCUUCUGCAUGGUGGGCAAGACGGACUCCACUUGGGCGAUCGUCCGAUGGGGUUUGGUGGAUCAGGAGACCUACAACCAGGCCAUCAACCCCUUGGUGGAAAAGUUGAAGACCCUUGCGCUCGUGGCCCGAAGUGAGUACUUCAAGCAGAAUCCAGACUUGUUGGAGACCUAUCUCACCAUGACCCUGCAAUUCAUCAGCUGGGUUCUGACUUUGGUCUUCUUCCUCUUGCUGGUUUUCCUCUUCACUGAGCUUCUGAAACUCAUCCAGAGGGUUUGCGGCCUCCGGCUUCCAGUGAUUUGGCCAGAUGAGAUGCGAUGGUGGGGACGGCUCCUGAUCUCCAUGGAUAACUUGACCUACUUCUUGUGGUUUUGGACGGCCUUCUUCUGGAUUGGUUUCAACUACUACAGCAUCUUCGCGAAGCGCACGUACCACUUCUCAUCCACGGGCAUGUUUUCCUUCAUGCUGAUCGUGCAGAUUUUGAGUUGGGGCAUGAUCAUUGCAUCGUCUUUGCGGUACACGCUCUCUACCAGUAUGGAAGCCAACGAAGUGAUUGGGCUGUCCAUGGACAACAUUUGGCGAUCCACCCAGCUCUUCUACAUCUCCGCACCUUUGCUGCUCUAUUCCAUCAUCAAGGGCAUUCAGGAUUACAUGAGAUACCAACUUUACGGUGAAGACAUCAGCUAUUGGGUUGGUGGUGACCGUGGUGUGAUGUCUAAGAACUUGGUGAAGUAUUGGACCUUGCUCCUGAUUUUGGGCGCUAUCGGUGCAUGGAUUUACUACCUCAUUGAGGGCCGGAAGCACAUGGGUGUGCUGUCAGCGGUGAUCAUUGUAUCUUUGAUUGCUCUUGAUGUGCUUCACCCUUGCACCUACCUGUGGGUGGAAAAGACCAAGUUGAAGCCAGCACAAGCGGCCAAGCUUACUUGGAGUCAAGCCUUGGUGACUCGUGGAUGGUGGGAGUUGAUGAUCAGCAACUUGAUCCUGAAUGAGACUGUGACAGGUCUCAUGAAGUGGCUUGGGCCAGCGUGGUUUGUCCUCAUGCCCUUCUUGACCCUCUUCAUGCCCUACAUCGGUGUGAACCAGGCCUUCAUGAUGAUCGGAUCCACGACGAACCGCUGA